AAGCGCCAAAUUUCAAGAAUUCAAGAACCAUAGAAACUACUUUCAUCAGCUGCAGUUGAAGAUUCAUUUUCUGCGAGUUAUGGCAUCGGAUGAUUUGGAUAAUUCAAUGCUAGAUAUGUUCAAUGUGAUCAACAAGCUCUUAGUGAUGCAUGCAUUGCUGAAGGGGGAUGUGUGAUCGCAUGCAUCUUGAUUAUAGGAGUACGUGGAAAAUAAGUGUGGAGAAUAAUAGGUACAAGGAGCAUCCGAGCUGGCAUUCUAGAAGGACGUGUGGUCCUGAAAAGUGAGGGAGGCGUGUGCUGAGAAGAAGUAAGGCGUGUGCUGUGAUGAAAGGUGACGGCGUUGAUCGUUAUGGACGGAGAGAGGAUGGGGAGCAGACGGCAAGAUGAUCUAUAAAUUUAUAGAGGGGACCACCGUUUUGUUAAGCAUGCUAGCUGUGUGAUUGUUAUUGGCCUAAGGAUCGUGAUCCAAGGGAUUUAGCUUUCGUCUUCCAUUUGUAUCGUUGUUAAUUUCUGAGUUCUUAUUAAUAUACUGCUCAUUCCCCUUAAAUUCUCAAGUUACGUACAUUUACUCGCAUUACUCUGUUUUCUGGGUGUGAGUGCGUGUGUUCUUACGGCGGAGUUAGCUCAUACCCUAUCACUUAGCUAAACAAAGUCCAUUGGUAUGUGACAUGGAGAAGCUGAUUAGCGCCCUAAAUGAUGGGGUAUUGAAUCAAAUGACAAAUGUGAUACUGAAAUGGCUAGAUUUUGCUCCUUUCUUCAAGAAUCCACGUGCUGAUGAUGUGCAGCUCAAGGCGCUUGAGGAGUUGGACGAAGAGUGGGUUGCGCGGUCUGUUAUACUUGGCGAUGGACACAAACCAUGCCUUGCCGAUGUCUUUCUCUACGCGGAAUUACACUCCUUUGUGAAGUGCUUUUCAAGUUCAGAUAUCGCAAGGUUGCCACAUUUGUUGAGGUGGUUUGCUUACAUCCAGAAUCAGGAGGACGUUGCGCCAAUAUUGGGUAUGAUUGUUGUAGAGAAGGCUGAAUUUGUGACCCCUCUCUUAUGUGCUUCAAGUAAAGAUCAUACAGUUGCAGAGCCUCUGAUUGCUGCAGAUGGUGCAAAACUUGGGGAAUGUGUUACGUUAAUGUCGAAAACUGUAGGGGUUCAGAAUCUUGCGGGUGCAGAAUCUUUUCACUGGUGAAAAGGGUGUCACGACGUUUGAUGGUAUCCCGUUCGUGACUUCUUCUGGACCGUGCUCGUCCUCCAUUCCUAACGGAAGCAUCAAAUAGUGGUAGUCUAGUAGGCAGCAUAGUUGGAAUGCCCCAUAUAAGUCCUAUUUGUUCAAAUCUUUGAUGUCCAAAGAGUUAUAUUGUCUAUUUUGUUUUCUAUUUUACCAUUCAAUUAGAAGUGAUGAUU
Salvia hispanica is the source of this 1392-nucleotide messenger RNA. RefSeq lists its product as uncharacterized. The record is from RefSeq and is a predicted model, not a curated record. NCBI's taxonomy places the organism in Eukaryota, Viridiplantae, Streptophyta, Magnoliopsida, Lamiales, Lamiaceae.